Molecule: messenger RNA, 2085 nt
Organism: Candida albicans SC5314
Lineage: Eukaryota; Fungi; Ascomycota; Pichiomycetes; Serinales; Debaryomycetaceae
Gene: BMT8
Product: Bmt8p
Exons: 1
Coding region: 1-2085 (694 amino acids)
Molecular function (GO): mannosyltransferase activity
Source: RefSeq, a predicted model, not a curated record
AUGAAAUUCCCAAAACUACGAAAAAGAACUGUGUAUUGGGCUGUUUUGACGGUUUUUGCACUUUUCACUAUACACUUUGUAUUCCAAUAUAAGGAGCACAACAGCCACCGAGUACAGCCUAUCGUAUUGAUACCGAAAGCUUUUCCGUCUUUAAUUCUAAAUUCUUUUGACACUCAAAAUGAAGAACUUGUCCCCAUAAAGCUACUAAAAAAUUGCCAAAUUAUACGCUCCUAUCAUACUGGAUAUGAAGAGAACACGAAGUUGCUAGGACAAGAACCCCAGUCCAACUUUCACAAGUUUAAUUUCACAGUGUUCAGCUCAAUGAAGCCAAUCGGACUUGAUCUCAAACAAUGUCAACUACUAAGCUCAUCAUCACAAGUAGAGGUCAACGAUGCAGUUAACAUGGAUGCUUCAUUACACGAUAUACUUGGCAAAUUAUUACAAGAUAUACGGCAUGGGAAGUUGGAAUAUUUGCAAGAAAUAGCACCAUUUUUUCUCCCAGAAUUACAAUUACAGCUAAAUUUAAACAUUGUUGACCGAUUUUGGUAUCGGUUCUCAGGGAGCUCGAUAUGGUUGGAUCAGUAUAAUAUGUAUUUCAUGAUUUCUCGAAUUGCUUAUUCACCACAUGGAGUUAAGAACCAACCAGUUGUCUCCUUAACUUAUGGCCAAUUAUUUGAUCGAAACUGGAAUGAAGUCAAAAAUAUCAAUUUGUUAGUUCCCAGUAAUGACCCUUCAAAGAACGGUGGACAUGAUUCUUUUAGGAUCAUCUCAUUCCCGUAUUUUUUACCGAUUCCAUUCUGGCACGAUAUCGAUAACACCGAUGGAAAUUACUUCGGACCAGAGGAUCCACGAUUGAUACUAGUGAGGAACAAGCAGGGAUAUGAAGAACCAUUACUUAUAUUCAACUCAUACCACAGGAAAUUUGUGCAUUAUGAUGAUGAUGAAGAUUCUAUUAUGGGGCAAACUGUCAAAUUUCAGAGAUCGAUGUUUAUGUGCUGGCCAUGGCAGUAUCAAAUGGGGAAACUGAAUGUUGAAGGUACAAGCAACCCUGAGUAUGACAACAAAGUGUAUAACAGAGUGAUCGAGUUAAAGGUGAAGCUUUUGGCGGAUAUGAAGAGUCAGAAGAAUUGGACUCCGUUUAUUAGUGAGGAUAGUACAAACAAGUUUGAUUCCUAUAUUUAUUUUGUGUAUCGGUGGGCAAAUUUGGAUGUUUUGAAAUGCAGCCUACUUGGGGAUGUCGCAGGUGACUGUGUUUUUGAUUAUAGAUUAGACGAAACGCUAGUGCCGCAGAACAAAGUAGGCCCAUUACGAGGAGGCACCCAAUUGGUUAAUCUCCGCCAAGUUAUUCCUAGAUCAGUCUAUCACCGCUUGCUACCUUCUCAUCGUGAGAUAUUUAUUGGGUUUGCUCGUACUCAUUUAGAUAACUGUGGUUGUGGUAAAGUUAUGUAUCGUCCGAAUUUGGUAAUCCUCGUUAAAGAUGCAGCCGACAAAACGUACUAUAAGAUCAGUCACAUAUCGCUGUCGUUGUCUUUUGAUGUGCCAAUAAUCGGAUGGAAUGUGUACAAACCUGAUGACUUGUGUUUUGAUUCCAAUGUUUUAAUACCUUAUAGUGUAUCGAAUUGGAAUAUCACAUCUUUGGAGUUAGAUAUAGAGGGUGGAAGAUGGGUCUCCAAUGACCAAUUGACAUUGACAUUGUCAAUUAGCGACUCGACAGUACAUAGACUUGAUAUCAGGGGUUUGUUUCAAUCAAUUUUAGAUUUGGCUGACCGGAGUUUGUUUAUCCCGGUUGACAGGGAAACUAGGGUAAUUGAUGAAUUUCAAAAUGGUUUACAAAACCCAGGCAGUAAUCCUCUUAACCAGGAUGUGAAUCUGCUAGGAGUCAAUAACGAUAACAUAGUAUGUGCUUUGGAUGCAUCUGUUGAAUUCUGUUUUGAGUAUGGGGCUAAGUUUAGCAUCCCCAAACAAGAGGAGUUCUACGAGGUUGAGCAACAAGAAUUCAACGAAGAGCUAAUUGAUCCUAAGAAACACCAGUAUUUCAAAAUCUUGGGUAAGUAUUUAUAUGAUCAUGCUCUGGUUAAUAGUUAG